ACAAAUGAAAUAGCGUCCUAUUACAGCGGGACUGCUGCGUCUAUUCAUCAAUCAAAAGAUUUUAGAAUUAUUCUAGAACGAGAACAUGAUUGUAUGAGUUUUGGAAGCGUGGUUCUUCGAUUUGUAAGUGAAAUUGGCAAUCCAUCCGGCCAAAAGAAGAUUGUAUGCGUUUCUUAACGAACUUUUGUCACAAUAUAUACAAUAUAUACUGUAGUUUCGUGAUCUAACUUGCAUUAUAAACAACUGUACGUGAACAUUAUUUUGCUAGAAAGGUGUAUGUUCUUUUGAGAAUACAAUGGUGAUGGAGGAAUCAGAUAUGGAAUUAGCUUCGGAAAGUAUACCGGUUCCUCAGAUACAGGAGCCAAUAGUUGAUACAGUUAAACGUAACAACAAGCCAGGCGUGUCGCGUGGUAAACCAAGGUUGAGAAAGAAGGCAUUGCAUGCCUCGAUACUUAAGCAAAUGGAGUUUUAUUUCAGUGACGCUAACUUGAACAAAGAUCGUUAUUUGUCAGGACUUUUGAAAGAAAAUCCUUAUGUGGAUCUUGAAGUUUUCACAAGAUUUAAUAAAUUGCGCGAGCUGACCACAGAUAUAAACAGGAUAGCUAAGGCUCUGCAGGGAUCGACUAUGUUGAAGGUAUCAGAGGAUGGUACAAAGGUCUGUCGAUUAACACCAAUUCAGAAGAAGAGAGAUAUUGAUCAGUGUACAAUUUAUGUACAAAAUUUACCUCCAGAUGCGGAUCACGAUUGGUUGAUAUCUAUUUUUUCUAAAUAUGGAUUAGUAGAAUAUGUCUCGAUUCCACGUUACAGAAGCAACAGGAAGAUAAAAGGAUUUGCAUUUGUGGAAUUUGAUAAGCCUAGUAGUGCUGAAGAAUGUAUUAAGACAUUCCGGAAAAAGAAAGGUGUCUUGCCAUCAUAUAUAUCUCCCAAUGAGUUAUUAAGUAUAACGACAUUUGAUGAACCUAAUAAAGAUGCAGUAAUUGAAGUAAUAAAUUCAAAAACUAAGACAAGAUUGAAAGAUAAUGAAAACGAAAAGGCAUCCAACGAAGAAGUGGGAAAUAUUGGCCGUAAAGAACUUCGUUUGAAGAGACUAACGACAGAAGAAGAAGAAACUGAGACUAAAGAUAACAUGUGUGAAAUAGAUAUAGAGGAUAAUACUAGCAAACAAAGUUCUAAAAAAAGAAAAUAUUCUUUGGAAAAAUCUAUUACAGACGAAAGCGAUGUUAAAGUUAAGAAAAAGAAAAAAGAAGCUGCUGAUCAAAAUAUAAUAGAUCAAGAUGAAGGAAAGAAAAUAUCAAAAUCUGAAUCUGAAGACAAGAAUAAUACUCUUGAUAAUGAAACAGAUGCGACAGAUAACAAUAGCAAACAAAAAUUAAAAAAAAGAAAAUAUUCUUCGGAAAAAUUGUUUAUUGCAGAUGAAAGUCAAGAAAAAGACAUUAAAGUCAAGAAAAAGAAAAAAGCCACAGAUCAAAAUAUAACGUAUCAACAGAAUGAAAAAGACAAAGUACUAAAAGAAGAAUCUAAAGAAAAGGAUAAUACUUGUGACAAUGAUGUAACAUAUAAUGAUAGACAAAGUUUAAAGAAAGAAAAAUAUGUCCUGGAAAAAUCGCUUGUUGUAGAUGAAAAUGAUGUUAAAAUGAAAAAAAGAAGAAAAACUGUAGAUCAAAGUACAAUAGAUCAGCAAGAUGAGAAAGAAAUGAUGCCAAAAGAAGAAUCUGAAGAUAAGAAUAAUGCCUACGAUGACGAAACAAAUACAGCAGGUAAUAAUGGUCGACAAAACUUAAAGAAAAGGAAACUUGCUCCAGAAAAAUCAUAUAUUGCAGACGAAAAGGACAGCAAAGUCACUGGAAAUAGUAUAGAAAAUCAAGAAAUUCCGAAUAAAAAUCGCAAUAAAGUUACAGAAAAAAAGAAGAGAAGACUUACAUUAAACGAUACAAUCACUACAGAAAAUAACGGUGAAGAAGCAGUAAAAAAGGAAUGUCAAAAAUCAGCGAUAAAUUCAAAUAAAAAUGAAACAACAGAAUUGGAAUAUCCACAUGAAGACGACAACGACGAGUCAAGUGCUUUAUUACAAACUGAAAAACAUUCCACAAGCGAUUUCGGCGCACGAAAUAGCGAUAUCGAGGAAACUAAUGAUGAAAGGAAGAAGAAAAAGAACAGAAAAAAGAGAAGUAAAAUUCAGGACAAUGAUAUUUGUAGUAAAAUAGGAUUGCAAAUAAUGGCAAAAUUAGAUUGGAAGCGUCUUAGAAAUAGAUAUUUAGAUUUGCAACGAUAUAAAAUGAAACAGCUAAAAAUGCAUUUGAGAAAAGCUGAAGUGGAACGAGACGGAAUUAUAAAAAAUGGAUACCAUGAUAAAACUGGACAGAUUAAUACAUUACAUGAUAAAUCAAAACAUGAAAACGAUAAUGAAACAUUUGAAGAAAAGUCUUGUGGACGCGUUAAUUAUGCGCCAGGAAUUAUAGUAAAAAUUGAAAUGGACGAGCCUUGCACAGAUACGCAAAGUUUCAAGAUGGAGUUAAAAGACAACAAUUCUGUAAAAUAUGUAGAUGUAAUAGUUGAUUCUUGUGAAGCCUAUAUAAGAUGCGAUACAGCAGAAGCUGCGCAAACAUUUGCGCAGCAGAAUUACGAAGGAAGACAUUUAACUAUUUUAGAAGGAGAUGAAGAAAAAUUGUAUUGGGACAAGAUAGCGGAAGAUAGGAUGGAAAAAUUGAGUAAAAAGAAAAGAGUCAAGCAAAGGGGGCGUGAUAAAUUGCUCAAACGAGCAGAGAAAGAACUUGGAAAAUGUAUAAAGUUUGAUCAAGAUUAACUUACGAUAUUAUUCAACUUUUUAUAAUUUCAGUUAAUUAAGUAUAUGUACACACAUACGUCCCAAAUAUGCACAUUCCGGUUGAAUACAUCCACUCACUUCGGCCGAUGUAACUUUUUCAGUGUACUACCAAUGAGAACAUAUUAUUUCGCUUUAGUCAGUUAACGAUGGGUUCGAUAGAGACGCUUGCUAUAAUACGAGAACAAUUUGAAAACUUCGCGAUCUAAUUCAUAAAGAUGCUGACAAAUCACUUUGUGGCGUGAUAAAACAAGCAUUGAUCCAUUCACAUACGCUUUAUGCUUGUGAAUCUAUAUUUGUUCGCACUAUAUAUUAAGCUCUUUCGCUUUCUCUCUUUUUUUCAACAUUUGAAUGCCAUAGAUUUUAUAUAACAUCGAUAUCACCAACAAGAUAUUAUUAAAGAUCGACAUCCUUACGGGAGUUCGCAUCCUUGUUAGUAUUGAAGUGAUUAAGAGUAAAAAACUGAUACUAUACUAAUUUUAUGAUUUAUUAAUUCUGUAGACGUGUUUAUCGAUGUACAUGCAUUUAAAGCUCAAUAAUAUUCGAUUUUUCUUUAAAAUGAUAAUUUCAGUGUUACCGUUAAAGUUUGAUUAUCAACAGAAGUAACUGUAGAGAAAAAAAUUGUAAUUUUUCGGCAAUAUAUAGGAUUAUAGCUUUACAAGUAUGCAUAUUUAUGGGGCAUUUAUGUAAUAUAAAAAUCAUGAAUUUAAUAAUAUAUUAAUAUUUAUAUUAAUAAUAGCAAAUUUAUAUCAAUUGACGAUAGUGUCAGCGUUCUUCAAUUACUUCCGAACCCUGGGGGCCCUUUUUAUAUCGCCGAAAAUUUGCCCAGGAUUGAUGGUUUUUAAUAGUAUUUCGUCAGUGUCAAUAGAUAACAUGGAGCUGAUUUUGAAGAGUUACUUUGAUUUUCUAACAUUCAAAUAAUAACAAUAAUAAAACUGUAAACAGUGAACGCAGGGCAAUAUGUAUCAAAGUUCUAUGGCCCUUAUAUGGUUUAUAGCUAAUAUCGUCCCUGAAUUCAAUCGUUCUAUUGGCUGCGUUUCAUUUAAUGCUCGCAAUGCUCGCGAGCAUCGUUUGUCCUUGUUUAACAUUUGAUAAACAACAAGGAUGAAAUAAUUCCACGAGCAUUAUGAGCGUUAAGUGGAACGCAGCCUAUAUCCACGCACAGUUUAAAUGCUAUGAAACAAAAAGGAGUAGGAAUGAUGUUGGCAAAAUCAGUCGAUAUGUGCAACCUGGCUCAGGUCUGAUAUUUAAGAUCAAUAUAUAAGAUUUAUGUUGAAUAUAUAGUGUUUUCUUUGACUGAAAUAGUAUACAUUUUUGGAACUUAAAAUAAGAUCAAUAUUUUUGAUAUUAAAUAUUUUUAAUAUUUCGCGAAAGCGAGAAAGAGUUUCAGUGCAGUCUAAUACUAUCGGUAUAUGUACAGUGUGUGCGUGUGUGUGUGUGUGUGUGUGUGUGUGUGUGUGCGCGCGCGCGUGUGUGUGUGUGUGUGUCUAAUAGAAAUAAGCAGAUCUUAAAUCUUGUCUAAGUGUAAACAUUUUUUGAAAAUUUCAUGUAACGCAAACAAACCUUAUAUGUUUCAAUGCAUAAAAGCAUUGUAUUAAAAUUGAGGCACAUCAAUUAGAAAAUGAAAGUAAUUUAAAACCUAAAAGUAUAUGCUUUUAUUGUUAGACUGCGAAGUUUUCAAAUUGUUCUCAUAUAAGUCCACAUAUAUUGUGUAUAUGUAUGUACAUGUAUAUAAAUAAUGGUAUUGCUAUUAGUACAUUGAAAUCAUUAAAGAAAAUUUGACAAGA
Acromyrmex echinatior (Panamanian leafcutter ant) is the source of this 4608-nucleotide messenger RNA. It is a transcript of the gene Larp7, whose product is annotated as La related protein 7. Gene Ontology annotation, cellular component: ribonucleoprotein complex; nucleus. Gene Ontology annotation, biological process: RNA processing. Lineage: Eukaryota; Metazoa; Arthropoda; Insecta; Hymenoptera; Formicidae. The record is from RefSeq and is a predicted model, not a curated record. Gene Ontology annotation, molecular function: RNA binding.